Caenorhabditis bovis is the source of this 954-nucleotide messenger RNA. The record is from the annotation of a GenBank genome assembly. NCBI's taxonomy places the organism in Eukaryota, Metazoa, Nematoda, Chromadorea, Rhabditida, Rhabditidae.
AUGUCGAAACCAAAUCGCGAUGAAAGCAAGACGUUGAUGAAUGGAAAUAAUCAGCAUGAAGAGCCGGCAAGUUUUCGCAAAUUUUUGUAUGAUGGAAACAAGGGAACUAUCCUUGGAAGAACUGGAACUUCCUGGUGCCAAAUCACCAUUUUCUACAUCAUCUUUUAUUUCUUCCUUGCUGCUUUUUGGAUUGGAUGUCUCUCAAUCUUCCUGAAAACUCUGGAUCCUAAACUGCCGCGCUUUUACGGAAAAGGAACUAUUAUCGGCGUCAAUCCGGGAGUUGGAUAUCAGCCGUGGCUUAAGGAAAAUCCGGAUUCGACUAUUAUAAAGUUUAACCUUCGCGACCCAACUUCUUUUCGUCCAUAUGUCGAUCAGAUGAACAACUACCUCGACAAGUACAACAACACUGAAAACACUAGAGAUUGUGGCCCGAAUGAUAGCAACGAGGAUUUGAAUAAGGAAGAAGACGUAUUGCCAUGUCGUUUUGACCUAAAACAUUUUGAGCAAAAUCAGUGCGGGCCAAAUAAUGAGUACGGAUUCAAGUCCGGAAAGCCAUGUGUUAUUCUUUCGUUGAACAGAUUGAUUGGAUGGAGACCGGUUGACUAUGACGCUACUUCUGUUCCAGAGAUUAUCAAGGACAGAUAUAAGAAAGGAUCGAUCGCUUUCAACUGUGCUGGAGUGACUGAUAUGGACAAAGAACAUAUUGGAUCUCUCAAGUACAUUCCAGAUGAGGGAAUCGAUGGACGUUACUACCCAUACACAUUCGUUGAAGGAUAUCAACAACCAAUUGCGAUGGUUCGUUUUGAUUCAAUUCCGCGCAAUAAGAUCGUCCGUAUCGAAUGCAGAGCCUACGCCCUCAACAUUGCUCAUGACAUCUCCGCCCGUCUAGGAAUGGUCAACUUCGAAGUGAUGAUUGAAGACAAGCCAGUCGUCGUCAAGCCAGACGAAAAUUAA